GGCUAACUGCCUCCCUCUCUCCCUGCCCAGGCUCCCCUCUCACCGACAGCUGCCUGCGGGCACCUCGGCGGAGAGAUGAACCCCACCGUUGGCAUCGCUGUCUUCCUGACAGUCCUGCAGGCCACCCACUGCCAGAUGAUCAAGGACUUGAGUGCCUGCCUGUUGGGGCAGAGCCUGCGGGUGGACUGCCGUUAUGAGAACAAGACCAGCAAUCCCCUGACCUACGAGUUCAGCAUCACCAAGGACAACAGGAAGCACGUCAUCCACAGCACCAUAAGCGUCUCCGAGAACGCCUACCGGAACCGGGCCAACGUCACCAUGCACAAGAACCUGGUGUGCCUCUACCUGCAGAGCUUCACCACCAGCGACGAGGGUGUCUACAUGUGCGAGCUGAAGGCCACCAACGACUACACCGGCAACCAGAUAAAGAACAUCACUGUCAUCAAAGACAAACUGGAGAAAUGCGCCGGCUUCAGCCUCUUGAUCCAGAACACUUCGUGGCUCCUGCUGCUCCCCCUUCCCCUGCCUCUCCUGCAAGCCGUGGACUUCGUGUCCCUGUGAAAGGAAAAGCACGCACACUCGCACACACACAUACACACAGCCCCCCCCCCCAGCAAACCCGCUCCCCCCGACUCCUGCUGGAACGUGGCCCUUGGAAAGAGAAGCUGAACGAUUUGAAACGAAUGCAAUCUCUAUGCUAUCUCUAUAUAGCCGUAUAUGUAACGCUAACCCCUGUCCUGUGCUGAGACCUGCCAUCACACGCACCCACGCCCCCGGCACUGCCCCGCGCCCAAGCAUGGUGGCUCUGCUAGGCAGCGCUUGCUUCUCCCAUCGCACCUCCCCGUUCGGCAGGCCGGCUGGUGUGCUCACGCUGGGGGAGCCAGCCCAGCAGAGCCAGCUUCUCCCAUCCCUUUAACUGCCAUUUUUUACCUGUUUCCAACUGGGGAAAGACAGCUGGACUAACAGGUAAGAGAGAGAGAGGACGUGAGGGUGUGCAGAGGGGUGUCCGGGCUGGGCGCAGUGACCGCAGCCCCCGGAGGAGCCGGGGCUGCUGGGGCUCCCGACCUGCCCUGGCCACUAGCGAAGUGACUGGGUGAUUUCUCAGCCUGCUGCCUCAGC
This is a messenger RNA of Struthio camelus australis, 1119 nucleotides long. The record is from RefSeq and is a predicted model, not a curated record. Lineage: Eukaryota; Metazoa; Chordata; Aves; Struthioniformes; Struthionidae.